UGACCGGAGGAGGCGGGCUUUUGGGACCGGCGCCUUCUCCUUGCUCUUUGGGGUCGUGGCCUUGCUCCUACCCGGCAAGGGAAGCGUCCUGGGCUUUCACGCGCAAGUGUGCGCGUGGGUCCUGACGUGCUCGUAGGUCCACGCUCAGACUCUGUGGGGACAGAAACUGGAGCCAUGGGUGGGACCGCUAGCACUCGCCGGGUCACCUUCGAGGCGGACGAGAACGAGAACAUCACGGUGGUGAAGGGCAUCCGGCUGUCAGAGAAUGUGCUCGACCGGAUGAAGGAGUCCUCUCCAUCUGGCUCUAAGUCUCAGCGAUAUUCCAGUGUUUAUGGUGUUUCAGUUUCUGAUGAAGAAUUGAAAAGAAGAGUAGCCGAGGAGCUGGCAUUGGAGCAAGCCAAAAUGGAGUCGGAAAACCAGAGACGCCUUAAGCAUGCCAGGGACCUAGAAAGAGAGAGAGCUGUGGCCAAUGAGCAGCUGACCAGAGCUAUCCUUCAGGAAAGAAUAUCCAGUGAGGAGGACCGCACAAAGGUGAAGCAUCUGGAUAUUGAAGACAAAGCUCGGCAGCUGGAAGAGAAAGAUCGAAUGAUGCGGAAGCAGGAUGCGUUCUACAAAGAGCAGCUGACCAGACUGGAGGCGAGGAGCUCAGAAUUCUACAAAGUUACUACCGAGGAGUAUCAGAAAGCUGCUGAAGAGGUGGAGUCCAAGUUCAGGCGGUAUGAAUAUCAUCCAGUCUGUGCAGAUCUGCAGACCAAAAUCCUUCAGUGUUACCGUCAGAACACCCAGCAGACCCUCAGCUGCUCCGCUCUGGCCAACCAAUACAUGCACUGUGUCAACCAUGCCAAACAGAACAUGCUGGAGAAGGGAGGCUAAAGUUACCCUGAGAACAUGCAAAGCUCCUUCAACGUUAAUUCCAGAGGUGGAACAUUUUUUUCUUUUCGUAGUCUGAAAAUGACCCAAUUAAAGAGAAGACCACUAAAAACAGACAGGCACUGGAAUGUGGACUCAACUGAAUCAUAACGUGUUUUGAUCAACAGUUUAAAAAGCCACGGUUUAGAUCAGCGAUCAGUCAUCAGAGAACACUGUUAAGUGUUAAUGAAACCACAAAAUGAAUAAAAGAAAAGAGGUCCACCCCACCUUUUUGUUCUCUGUUUCCAACUUCUACUGACAUAAAGUGUUCUCUUCACUCCGGGCUCCAGCACUUAGUGACUUCACCCUGAGAAAGCUGGGAGGAGGGACAUUACAUUAUCUCAAAAUAGAGACAGCAAGAAAGCACUGGGCUGGGGCGGCUGUGAGGCUGGGUGUGCGCCUCUUGCUAUAUAGGAGCUAAUUCCUUGUAACUUAUGAUGAUCUUCCAAGACAGACAGACAGGAGAGAAAAUGUACCUCUUUUACUGGAAUAAUGUUUAUGAUUGCAGGUAAAAUAAGGUAUUUUUGUCAAUAUAAAGGCAACCUUGGCUUAUUCAACCAAGUAGUGAAUACUGACAACUUCACUCACUAUCAAUAAUAAAUCUAUUUUCUGACAAAG
Rattus rattus (black rat) is the source of this 1527-nucleotide messenger RNA. It is a transcript of the gene Chchd3, whose product is annotated as coiled-coil-helix-coiled-coil-helix domain containing 3. Gene Ontology annotation, biological process: inner mitochondrial membrane organization. NCBI's taxonomy places the organism in Eukaryota, Metazoa, Chordata, Mammalia, Rodentia, Muridae. Gene Ontology annotation, cellular component: MICOS complex; mitochondrion. The coding region runs from base 175 to 873 and encodes 232 amino acids. The record is from RefSeq and is a predicted model, not a curated record. The transcript is spliced from 9 exons.